Messenger RNA from Mizuhopecten yessoensis (Yesso scallop), 3707 nucleotides. Its product is annotated as baculoviral IAP repeat-containing protein 2-like. Gene Ontology annotation, cellular component: cytoplasm; nucleus. NCBI's taxonomy places the organism in Eukaryota, Metazoa, Mollusca, Bivalvia, Pectinida, Pectinidae. The coding region runs from base 26 to 2575 and encodes 849 amino acids. Gene Ontology annotation, biological process: negative regulation of apoptotic process; positive regulation of protein ubiquitination; regulation of cell cycle. The transcript has 11 exons. The record is from RefSeq and is a predicted model, not a curated record. Gene Ontology annotation, molecular function: ubiquitin protein ligase activity; cysteine-type endopeptidase inhibitor activity involved in apoptotic process.
ACUGGACUUGGGCAAGGAAGGGAGGAUGUCUGAACCGGUGUUUGAAGCUGUCUUGCCAAGACCUCAGUUUGAGAAAAGAAAAUCCUUUCUAGAACGACUCAUAAUACAUACAUUAACAUUAUAUUCUGUCAGUCAACAAUCCAUCAGUAGUGACAUAUGUCCAAGUACUAUAGUACAUAAACGAUCGGGAAGAUCCGUCAAAGUCCAGCUGAAAGAAAGCACCACUGAAGGUGGCCAUGAUGCUUUCCCAGAGUCUCAAAUGUUAAAGGAUCUAAGAGAAAGACUAGUGAGCUUUAACGGCGAAGAACAGGAUCCGGAGACCCAUGACAACAAAUCAGAUACUCUUCAAGCUGAAGCACAGAAAGUGGCUCAUAAACACUCUACAUGUACUUACGUCAUAACUGUAUUUGUCCAAAUCUGUGACGUUGUUAUUACUUCUCAGGAAUUGGUAGGGUUUGUCAAUAUUACCGUUGCGCUGAAACACUCUGAUUACAGCUAUUUGUUUACGUCAGACGAAGAAAUAAUACAGGAGCAUUCUGAACAAACAUCUGGAUCAAAAAUUAGAGGUUCAACACCAAGAAUGGUAUUGAAAGUGAUAUUUCGAAAAUGUCCCAACAAUUUCAAUUGUACGAGUUUUAUUUAUUCUGAGGUCGGCAACUGCAGAUUAUUGUCACGCGCGGAAAAGGAAUCAAAAUCAAACGAGACAUCGAAAGCAAACCCAAGGGUCGGAUUCAACGAAGAAGUGCUGGCUUAUUUGAUACGCUUGACGCUCAACGACUUCAGUGGAACUCCAAGUAACUACAACCCAGUUGAGCUAUCACCUCGUGCAGGUGAUCUUCUGCGACAUCUUCCUUACAUUUCAAUAGCUCAGCAUACUUCUGACAGACAAGAAAUUUUGCGUAAUACAUCCUUCACGGAAUCACUGUUUUCAUUUCUCACAUGGCCAUUGGAGGUGUCCACGUCGGCAUAUGAAUUGGCUGUACAUGGAUUUACUCGUGACAAUGAGGACGGGUUGUAUGUGAAAUGCCGUUCAUGUGGGGUAGUUGUAAAUGUAACUGAAUCUAACGGAAAUAACUUUGCAUCUUCGCAUACAGAGAACUAUCCAGAAUGUAAAUCGUCAAUAGCUAAUGCUUUAUCGACAAAAGGAGAAGAAAAUGAUGCAAAUAAGAAAGAAAGAAAACGACAUUGUGACCAUAAUGAUGAUAUAGAUGAAGAUGAUUCUACACGUCGUACUGACAGUACUACAUCAGAGAGUCUGGAACAUGUCACUUCUUUGAAUGUACAAUCUAUACAGUAUGUAUCUUCCGAACGCUUGGCUACUGGAGAAGAUGCUGACGAUAACUCAGCAAACCAACGACCCAACUCACUAGAUCGAGCAGAAGGUCUUACCGAAGCUGUGGAGAAUACCCAGAGUGCUCAUUCUGACGUCACUUCCGAGGCUGACCUCCUAGAAAUAGCUUCCGGUGGCAUUGGCCGUCUGACUUACACACCACGCAAUCUUCGGUAUGCCUCACCAGAAUCGCGUCGACUUUCCUUUCGUACCUGGAUCAGACCACAUGAAAACAUUGAUAACUUAGUGGACAGCGGAUUCUUCUCCACAGGAGAGGAGGACGUAGUCCGCUGUUUUCAUUGUGAUAUAGGGUUGGCUGAUUGGAACCCAGAUGAUGACCCAUGGGUUGAGCACGCGCGUCAUAGCCCGGAUUGUCCCUAUCUAAGGAGCAGGAAAGAUGACCAGUUCAUCAACAACAUACAAUUGCAGUGGGCAAAGAUAUACACACCCAAACAUCCUCACAUGAGCAGCAUUGGUAAAAGGAACAAGUCUUACGAGACUUCCUGGCCUCGUGACUUUGUUCUGCAGACUCCAUAUCAGUUAGCUGAAGCGGGAUUUUUCUACACAGGUGAGACGGACACUGUCCGAUGUCACUACUGUGACGGAGGUCUCCGGGAGUGGGAACCAAACGAUGACCCAUGGACAGAACACGCAAGGUGGUUUCCCUUCUGUAAAUUUGUCAUCAAGGUCAAAGGCUUGCAAUUCAUUCAGGAUUCCGCUGCUCCGGAGGAUAUUCCUGAUGGAGAUGACAACGACCUUCCACCAGCUGUAGCACAAAGAACGGUUAUUGCACCAACAUUUGAGGACGAAUGUAGAAAACGAGAAUUGAAGAAUCCAAUGUUUUCUGCGGCGGCCGAAAGUGCUCUGUCCAUUGGAUAUAGUAAAGCGACGGUCAAGGAGGCCAUUAUGAUAUACAUUGAACGAACAGGAAAUCGGGAUUUCAGUGCUGCAGAUUUGGUGGAAAGAAUAUUUGAGUUAGAAGAACAAGGGCGAGCAUUCUUCUCUGAGGACACCGAUGUCAUAGCAGAAGAAGACGAAUUCCAAUUAACACCCAAGGCGAUGAAGAUGGAGAACUUAUACCUGAAAGAGAAGCUGGUGUGUGUUGGAUGCAAAGAAAGAGAACGAUGUAUGCUUUUCAUUCCUUGCGGACACAGAAUCACAUGUGGAAUUUGUUCCAAAGAGCAAACAAAAUGUCCAAAGUGUUUGUCAGAAGUCACCUCGGCUGUCAAGACAUUCUUAGGAUAGAUUCUAUUAUCAUCAAGCAUUUUUUUGUGUUUUGUAAUGUAUUUGUACAAUGUCAAAAUAUCAAUCCUUCAUCUAUUCUGUAUUAUGUUAUACAUAAUCAUUGUCAAAACUCACUAGUAAAACACUAGCGUCUGCAAUUUAAAAUACCUCAAGGGCAGUAACUCGUCUAUCUUUCAAGCUGACGAACUGUUUUGGUUAGAACUAUUUGGUUUUCAAAAAGGUGAAGUUGUUGACCGUUAGGUCAUAAUUCAUAACUAAUUGUCCAAAUAAUAACCAUGCAGUGAAUCUAUGUAAGAAAUGACAAGGAGAAGUGAACGGGCAUUUCCAUAAAAAAUAGUUAAAGAAACUAGUUCAAAUAUCAAGGUGGUAUUGGUUUUAUUUUUAUGUCACUUAUUAAAUUAAUAUACCUUAUACAUAUACUUUGAUGUUCAGCACUUAAUAUUUUUGUGUAUAUACAUGUAUGUGUGUCUGAGUGUGUUUGCUAUUGUACAUAACUAUAUAUUUAAAUGACAUAAACCACUAGCUCAGCUGCUUCUCGUUCAAAAAAAAAAAAAAAAUACAUACUGGAUAAAGAUAACUCCCAUGAAACAAGAAUAUGAUUUCUUUGGAAUAUUGUUAUUUUCUUAGAAUUUCAUUUUUUAUAUUCAGUAAUUUUGAAUCAUACAAACUAUUAAUGGGAUUUAUUAAGUAAUGAAUGCCCUGGAUGCAGAGUUUGGUAUGUUAAUUGUGAGGCUCGUGAUAUUUUUACACUGUCUGCUACUAGUAGAACGUUUGAAUGUUAAAGAGUGUUUCCCAAUUAGGAAGCGGUGUCCGGUAUAUUUUAUAUUACUUUGUACUACAUUGUCAUACACAAUGUUUUCCUCACGUCAAUAUUGAUUUAGUAUGAUAAGAAUAUGUGAAUGUUUCUAACCUACGUCAGUUACAACCCAAGCAUUAAUAUUGGUUUGAACAAAUAGUAUUUCAAACAUAGGGCGUUUGUGAGAACAUAUCUGAGAAAAAGUGUGAUUACAUGUGAUUGUUUCAGAAUGUCGAUAUAAUCCAUCUAGUCUCUUUUACUUAUUUGUUUAAUUUGUUUAGUUUUGCUUUUUUUUCAUGUAAUAUGCAGUUACCUCAUAUACCAAUAAAAACUACA